CCUUCCCUCCCAGCCGCAUUCCCCAGCGCAUCCAAUUUUAGCAGCUUUGCAAAACAAACCCUCAAGUUUCCCGGGCUGGAGCGGCGAGUGGCAGCGCGCGGCCGGCUCGCGGGGAGGGCUCCUUCCCUCUUCCCGCCUGUCACGGCGCCAGCCCCGGCCGAGCCCCGCGUGCCAGGAUCCGAUUUCUGCCGUCUCCUGGCGCGAGCGGGAAAGGCCUCCUAUAUAGCCGCGCGGGGCCGGCGGGCUCGCAGUCGCGCGCGCAGCCCCGACGGCAGCCAUGCUCCGGCCGACGCUGGCCCUCCUGGCUCUCGCCGCCGUCCGCUGCGCCGCCGCCCCAGAGUCCCUGGAGAAUGACUCGGAGCCGGCCAAGAGCAGCGCCCCGGGCAAGCCCUGGAAAGCGGCCGCCGAUGUAGCCGACCUCGACCUGGCCACGGCAGGCGGCGGUGCCGAGUGGACGUCCUGGUUCAACAUCGACCACCCCGACGGGGACGGGGACUACGAGAGCCUGGAGGCCAUCCGCUUCUACUACCGCGGGCGGGUGUGCGAGCGGCCCGUGGCCGUCCAGGCCCGCACCACCGAGUGGGAGCUGCCCGAGGAGGUGGGCGAGAUCGUGCACGUCAGCCCCAAAAAGGGCUUCCGCUGCGUCAACAAGGAGCAGCCGCCGGGCAAGACCUGCUCCAACUACCACAUCCGCUUCCUCUGCCCGCUGGAGCACGUCUACUGGUCGCACUGGUCCGCGUGGAGCCCCUGCUCGCGGAGCGCCUGCGGCGGCCGCGGCACCCAGAGCCGCCGGCGCCGCUGCAGCAGCUCCCAGCUCCCCGCCGCGCUCAAGGAGCUCAAGUGCAAGGGCAAAGCCGUGGAGCGGCGGCCGUGCGACGCCGGCCCCUGCCCCCAGCCCAGCCGGCCCCCCGCGGCCCCCCGCCAUGCCGGGCGGGCUCGGGGGGCCGCGGCGCCCCGGGAGGCGGCGUGGGCCGAGUGGGGCGCCUGGGGGCCGUGUUCCCGCAGCUGCGGCCGUGCCGCCACGCGCCUCCGCCGCCGCAGCUGCAAGAACGGCAAGAAGUCGCCGUGCGCAGGCCGCGCCGCCGAGCUGCAGCGAUGCCCCCCCUCGCCCUGCCCAGCCUGCCCGGAGCACGUGCUGCGCGGCACCGUGGUCUCCGCCGACGGCGCGGCGCUGCCCGGAGCCCGCGUCUUCCUCGAGGGCCGCCCGCCGGCGCUGCUGGCCCGGAGCGACGCCCGGGGCCGCUUCCACGCGGCCGGGCUCUGCCCCGGCGCCGCCGCCAACGUCAGCGCCCACCUGGAGCGCUUCGCCCCGGCGCUGGCGCCCGUCGUCUCCAACGGCUCCGGGCUGUCGGUGGCGCGGCUGGUGCUGCAGCGGCUGGAGAAGCCCUACAUGGUGACGCACCCCGAGGACAAGGUCCGCCUGGCCGGGCAGCGGGCCACCUUCUGCUGCAAAGCCGCCGGCACCCCCGUGCCCACCAAGUACCACUGGUACCACAACGGGACGCUGCUGGACAGGAAGGUCUACAAGUACAGCAGCCGCCUGGCGCUGCGGGCACUGGGCCCGGCGCAGGCCGGCACCUACCACUGCAAGGCCAGCAACGAGGCGGGCGCCAUCCGCUCCGCCGCGGCGCAGCUCACCGUGCUGGCCCCGGGGCAGCAGAGCUGCAAGGCCGAGCCCGAGCCGAACCUCAUCAAGCUGCCCGGCGAGUGCCGCCGGGACGCCGUGGGCUCCCAGUACUACGACGUGGGCCACUGCCCCCCGACGCGGUGCGCCGGCAGCCCGGCCGAGGAGCCGCGGUGCAAGGAGGGCGCCCGGCGCUGCUGCGGCGUCCGGCGCAUGGAGAUGCGGGAGAUCCGGUGCUCCGGCUACCUCCUGCCCGUCAAGGUGGUGGCCAAGUGCGGCUGCGGGCCCUGCGCCCGGCCCCGCGUCCUGGUGCAGGGCCGCGUGACGGCAGCCGACACCGGGGAGCCGCUGCGCUUCGGCCAGAUCUUCCUGGGCAAGAAGAAGAUCGGCUUCACCGGCUACAAGGGCUCCUUCACCAUCGAGGUGCCGCCGGAGACGCAGCGGCUGGUGGCCCGUUUCGUGGACCGGCAGCAGAGGCUCGUGGACACCGUCAAAGUCCUGCCCUUCAACGGCCGGGGCGGUGCCGUCUACCAGGACGUCAAGAUGAUGCGGAGGAAGGAGCCGGUGGCCUUGGACGCCAGCCGGACCAACACCAUCCCGCUGGGGGAGGUGAGCGGCCAGGAGCCCAUUGCGGAGCUGGUCAUUCCCGCCGGCGCCUUCCUCCGCGCCUCUGGGGAGGUCUUCAAGGGGACUGUCAAAGCCAGCGUCACCUUCCUGGACCCAAGGGACAUCGCAACAGCUGGUGCCGCCUCCAGUGACCUCAGUUUCGCCAACGCCGAGGGGGAAAUCGUCCCGCUGCGGACCUACGGCAUGUUUGCGGUGGACUUUCGGGAAGGGGAGUCCAACGAGGUGCUGCAGACGGGCCCGGUGGAGGUGCGGAUCGACGCAGGGCAGAUCAGGAUGCCGGAGCACCUGCAGAAGAUGAAGCUGUGGUCCUUGAACCCUGAGACCGGCUUAUGGGAGGAGGAAGGCGUCUUCCGCCAGGCCAGGGAGAGGAGGGGAAAGAGGGAGGACAGGACCUUCCUCAUCGGGAACAUGGAGAUCCGCGAGAGGCGUCUCUUCAACCUGGACGUGCCGGAGAACCGCCGCUGCUUCGUCAAGGUCAGGGCUUACAGCAACGAGAAGUUCAACCCCUACGAGCAGCUGGAGGGGGUGGUCGUCAGCCUCAUCAACCUGGAGCCCCAGCCCGGCUACCCCGCCAACCCCCGGGCCUGGGGACGCUUCGACAGCAUCGUCACGGGGCCCAACGGCGCCUGCCUGCCCGCCUUCUGCGACGGCGAGCGCCCCGACGCCUACUCGGCGUACCUCACCGCCACGCUGGGCGGCGAGGAGCUGGAGGCCGUGGCCUCCAGCCCCACGCUCGACCCCACGGCCGUGGGGGUGUCCCAGCCCUACCUGAGCAAGCUGGGCUACCGCCGGCUGGACCACGACGACCCCAGCCUCAAGAAGACGGCCUUCCAGAUCAACGUGGCCAAGCCCAACCCCAACAACAUCGAUGAGACCAACGGGCCCGUCUACCCCUACCGCAGCUCCAAGGAGUGCGAGGAGGCGCCGGCCAGCGCCAACCACUUCCGCUUCUACCGCGUGGAGGUGGACAAGUACGAGUACAACGUGGUGCCCUUCAAGGAGAGCGACCUGACGUCCUGGACGGGCGACUACCUGUCGUGGUGGCCCAACCCGCAGGAGUUCCGGGCGUGCUUCAUCAAGGUGCAGAUCGAGGGGCCGCAGGAGUACAUGGUGCGGUCCCACAACGUGGGGGGCAGCCACCCGCGCACCCGCGGGCAGCUCUACGGCUUGCGCGACACCCGCAGCGUGCGGGACAUGCUGCUGGAGAGCAGCUCGGGCGCCUGCGUGGAGUUCAAGUGCAGCGGGAUGCUCUUCGACCAGAGCCUCGUGGACCGCACCUUGGUCUCCGUCAUCCCCCAGGGCAGCUGCCGCCGCACGGCCGUCAACAGCCUCCUCCGCGAGUACCUGGCCCGGCACCCGCCGGUGGCGGAGAACAACAACACGGGCGCCUUCACCAUGCUGGCGCCCGUCGACCCGCUGGGGCACAACUACGGCAUCUACACGGUCACGGACCAGAACCCGCGGCUGGCCAAGGAGAUCGCCAUCGGCCGCUGCUUCGACGGCACCUCGGACGGCUUCUCGCGGGAGAUGAAGUCCGACGUGGGCACGGCGGUGACCUUCGUGUGCCAGGAGCGGCCGGUGACUCAGGGCAGCUUCUUCCAGCGGCUGCUGACGGCGCCGGCCGCGGCGCUGGACGAGAUCCGGCGCGAGAUGGGCGCCAACGAGCAGCGCCGGGCCCCCCCCGAGGUGAUGGACUUCUCCUCCGGCUGGCGAGCCCCGGCGUCCGCCCCGGCCCGGCGGGGCCCCGGCGCCCGGCGGAGGAUGCGGCCGCAGCUCUGAGCGCCGCCCCGGCCCCUUGGGGGGGGGGACCCCUGCGUCCCACCGCCCUCGCACCCAGUGGGGGACAUCCCCCCCCCAAGGGACCCAUCCGGGGGGGGCAGCGGAGCGGGGCCCCCCACGG
This is a messenger RNA of Dromaius novaehollandiae (emu), 4151 nucleotides long. It is a transcript of the gene CILP2, whose product is annotated as cartilage intermediate layer protein 2. The coding region runs from base 278 to 4030 and encodes 1250 amino acids. The record is from RefSeq and is a predicted model, not a curated record. The transcript is spliced from 8 exons. Lineage: Eukaryota; Metazoa; Chordata; Aves; Casuariiformes; Dromaiidae.